This is a messenger RNA of Durusdinium trenchii, 1572 nucleotides long. NCBI's taxonomy places the organism in Eukaryota, Dinophyceae, Suessiales, Symbiodiniaceae. The record is from the annotation of a GenBank genome assembly.
AUGACGAAUCGGAGUUCCACCAAGCACAAGGACAUCGACGACAGUGCAUUGUUGGUUCACGUUGACAUUGAGCAAGUUGACAACAGUACAUUGGUGUCAAAGCAUGUUGACAUUGAGCAAGUUGCUGUUGAACAAGUUGACAUUGAGCAAUCACAAGAAGCGUUGUUGGUCAGUAGUUCCCCGGGUUUUGGGGUUUUGGAUUCGGGCUGUGGUCGCUCGAUCAUUGGAGAACGAACCCUCCAGUCCUUCGAGCAACUGUGGAGGGACCGAAACCAGAAGAUCCCCAGCCGCAUUGCCGAGAAGAACCUCUUCAAAUAUGGCAACGGAGAGCAGGAAGUGUCACAGCAAGCAGUUCAAGUGCCUGUCGUCCUGGGAGGACGAAUGGGCUCCAUCCGAGCUGCUAGUGUGAAAGGAGACGCACCGCUCCUGAUCUCCAGAGCGGCCCUCCAGAAGCUGAAUGCUGUGAUCAACUUCUCGGAUAGCACCAUGACGCUGUUCACCGAUCAACGAAAGAUCCCCCUGCAGACCAAUGAAGCUGGUCAGUUUGUGGUGCGCCUGAUCGAUGAUAGUGCACCCAUCACUGAUCCACCGGAAGAGUUCCAGGAAGUCAUGCUGGCUGAUGAACAGACAGUUCAAUCCACCGAGUCCGCCAAGGCCUCCAUGUCCAUGCCUGAGCCUGCCGAUGAGCUUCCACUGGACACUCGACAAGUGGAUGAGAUGAAAGCACCAGUCCGAGACUCGUCAAAAUAUCAAACCUGGUCCAGGGAAGAUUCCUUUUUGACUCAUGCGGUUCUGCGAACAUUGCCCAGCUACCGACAAGCCUCCGAGAGUUUGCAAGUGCCAUGUGAUGCCAUCCCGUCACAGGCCAUCCAAGAAGUGAUGAUGGUCAAGGAAGUGGUCAUGGAUUCGGCCCAGACGAACUUAGGCGAGCCCUUGCAAAGAUACCUGGAACAUCUAGCACAGUCCGAUGCAGAGCAUGUGACUGGAGUGCCUGAGAGCGAUCAAGUCCAAGACUCUCCAAUGCCGGCAGUGAAGUCCGCUGAACAGACCAAGGGUCAUGAUGAGGCAUCGGAAGAUCCCACCCUCAUUGACAAGUCUCCCAUGACCCCAGAACAUGCAAAAGUCCAUGAAGACCCCACUGAUGUCAUCAUGCAGCAACCCUCAUCUGCCAGUGGAUCUUCGUCGAGCUCAGGUUUCAAGGCUAACCAGGAGUCUCAGGCCGGAUCGACCUCGUAUCAUUAUGGACCUAUCAGACACCGAGUAGAAGGAAAAUCACAUGGAGCUGCGUUGUAUCGACCAUCUGCCAUGAAGCACGAAGAUUUCGUAGACAUGAUGCGAGAGGUAGUGCCUCGACUCUUGGAUGCCGCACCCACCGGAGAGCAUAAGCGCAGUCCAUCCGAAGCCGAGCUGUCCACGGAGUCACAACCACCAGCUCAAAAGGCUAGACCAGAACCCAGCUCCGAAGUGUUGUCAGUCCAAGAUGUAGGAGAACUGAUGGUCAGCUGGGAUGAUCCCACCGUGGAAAUAGAAAUCAUGAUUGCGCAGUACAUGGAAAAGAAGUUGUCCAAAGAG